AUGAAUACUUACCAGUUCGUGGAAGCUAUCAUGUGUAGUUACAUGUGUAGACACAUCGCAAGAAAAUUUCUGCAAACGAUAUACGUAUUGGUUCUAUGGUCUAAUACUAGAGACGUGAGUACAAUUCCAAUAACACAGAUUAAAAAAAAUUGUAACGGAGUCACUGCAAAGUGGGGUGAUUCUUAUUACCCGGUAAAAGUAAUACGUGUCAAUAGUAGCAAAGAGUGGCUCGAUUCAUUGCACGUGUCAAAAGAAGGCAUUAUUUUAGACAAUAGUGAGAUAAGGAACUGCAACAAAAUGUCGCGGCCUUCAGCGAAAAAAACUAAUCGCUUGGAGAACAAGAGGUUGAACGAACUAAAUAAGAAGGCGUCAAGAGCACAGGGAUACAAGGUUUUGGAAAAACGAUCAAUUUUUUCAGAAGAUGACAGUGAAAAUGAAAGGAAAGAUGAAUUAGACCUGGAAGAGAGUGAUGGAAGAAAUUAUUCUGAGCCGGAUGACAAUGUCGUCAUGACGCACGAGGGCAACGAAAAUGAGAAUAAGAAGGGCGCAGAGCGAAAUUGUAUAUGUUCACAGCUUCCAAAUAUUACCGAAGAAGAUAUACGAAAAUUGCAAAUGAUACUGGACCUUGCUAAAGCCAUAAACCCAGAAGUCUUAAAAGACCUUGAUAACAUUAAUAAAAAAGCUGGUUUCACCAAAAAUCGAGAGGUUCCAAUAGUAGAGGGCUCCAAGUGCAAAUUACCCGAAUGGAAACUUAGCGUUUACAGAACUUCGUACAGAAAAAAUCCUAAAGAAAUGGUUCGUCGUUUACUAGUUGAUCUUAUUGGAAUCGAUAUGCUGAAAAAAUCAUCUGCAAAGGGGGGAAAUAACAGGGAACCCAUCCCCGAAAAUAUUUUUGAAGAUGUUCAAAGCUUUGUAAACUUGAACACAAAACCUCAGUUUAGGCUUACUCACGAACAAUAUACUGCAGUCAUCACAUCCAAGUGCGCAACUUUGAGAAAUCCAAAAGGCAAAAAAGGAACCAAUAUUUGUAUGGCCAACGGCAAUUCUACGGUUAAAUCUUCCAGGCGAAGUUUGUCGCAAAAAACAAAGUUUCACUCGAAUCAAACUAAUAGUAGCUUCAAGAAUAUGACAGAAGGUGAUUUACGAACAAUGGAAGAGAUUCGAAAUAAAAAUACUAAAGGCAAAGGAAGUAACAGCAGUAAAAGUAAAAAUUAUGAGGAAGAAAUAGUAGUGAGCAGUAGAGAAGACAAUUCGAGUGAUCAAAAUACCGAAAUAGCAGAUGAACAGCAAGGUUCUAGUACGAAAGAGAAAUCCGAGGUGCGAAAACGAGAAGGCGACAAGAAUAAGCAGUUUAAUGAGAAGAGCAAACCUGGUGAAAAGAGGCAAUAUGAGGGAGAUCAACAAAGUCUACUGAGAAACGAAAAAGCGAAUGAAAGAAACGAAUCUGAUGGAAAUGAAGGAAAAAGCAGUGAACCAAUAUUUGAGAAACAGCGAGAUGGUAUAAACGAGGUUAAUAAAGAGAGAAGGCAAAACAGAGAAAAAAGCCUCGAGAAGGUCGAACAGAAGAGCGAAAGAAAAGAAUCUGAUGGAACGGAACGACAUGAGAAAGAACAACAUGGCAAGAAAGAUACCGAACUGCUAGUUGAGAGUCGAAGAUCUGAUGGAAAAGGGCUGUAUGAGGAAAAGAAGAUAGAUAGAAAAAAAAAUGAAGGGUCAGACGGGAAAAUAGGAGCAAAAGAAUAUCGGAAAAAUCGGGAUGAAGUCAAAAGUAAGAGUGAUGAUAAAAAGAAAAGACACGAGGAAGAGCAACAACGUAGAAAGAAAAGCAAAUGCGACCAAAAAGGAGAAAAAUCAGUUGAAAAGGAAUAUCGCGAUAAGUACGAAGUGACCAGGGCAAACAAGGCACAAGAGAAAGAAAGAAACGUCAAUGGGGAGAUGAGUGGGAAUACGAAAAUAGAACAGAACAUCAUAAAAAAUAUAAGAAACAUUCAUGAUUAUCAAGACAAAAAUAUUUAA
Molecule: messenger RNA, 2016 nt
Organism: Phymastichus coffea
Lineage: Eukaryota; Metazoa; Arthropoda; Insecta; Hymenoptera; Eulophidae
Exons: 10
Coding region: 1-2016 (671 amino acids)
Source: RefSeq, a predicted model, not a curated record